AUGGUUGGGGUUGAAACAACUGAAUUUGGAAUACUAGGUGGUAAAAAUAAACAGAAAAAAGAAAAAGAGAGUGAAGGUUCUCAAGGUGAUGUUAGGGGAAUGGAAAAAGGAGUGACUGAAUCUACACCCACUCAUGUUGGUUUGAAUGAAGAAACAAGGGCUAUGGUAGUGUGGAGUGAGGAAUCUGCUGGAGAGGAAGAAAAGACUUCUCCUACAAGAGGAAGAGCUACAAGGAUUCGGAAGAAGCAGAGUGAGGCAGAACUGGAAAAAGCCCUAGAAGAGAGUAAAAGAAAAGUUACUGCAAAGGGAAAGAAGAAAGUGGUUGAGCAAGUUAAGGCAGUUGAAAUUAAGGAGAUGGACCUGGUUCUUCGUAAUGAAGACAAGGCAGAGGAGGAAGAGGCUGCGACUCCAAAGACAAAGAAAAGAAAGAAUUUCAAAAAGAAGUCCCCUUCAAAGACAAAGCCUGCAGAACCUUCUACCUUGGCGAAAAGAACCAGGUCUGCCAUAAAAUCUAGAAAAGUGAAAGUAGUGGAGUAA
This is a messenger RNA of Nicotiana tabacum (common tobacco), 537 nucleotides long. The record is from RefSeq and is a predicted model, not a curated record. NCBI's taxonomy places the organism in Eukaryota, Viridiplantae, Streptophyta, Magnoliopsida, Solanales, Solanaceae.